AUGUUUCAAACGACGUCAGUCAAAGCUCCACCAGUCAAUGCUGGAAAAGAUAACAGCGAACUUCUCAAGUACGAGCUCGACACCAUGAAGCGGAAGAACCUUGAAUCGAUCGAGCGUCGUUAUGGAAUCCCAACACACAAGAUCCUAAUCUCAAAGCCUGAUAUCACGGCUUUGACGGAUCACUACAAGGCUUUGGCUUUAAUCGAGCACGGUGGAAAAUCGAACAAAAAGACAAGACACACGGCGAAAGCUCAACUCAUCGAGAGGUUGAGCAUGGCCAUAGGUAAAGUUGGCACUGAAGUUUUGUCGGCGUUCGAUAAUGAAGUCAAUCGCGUCGAAAAGCUUGUGCUUGAGAUUAUUGAUGAAAUCGUGUCAACCGAGAAAGACAUCGAAACUGUUAGAGAAAUGAUUAAGUUCAUGAUUACAAGCAGCAUCGAAUCACAAAAGGAGUUCCACGAAAUUCGACAAGCUCUUCAAAAUCAAUUCGAUGAGAGCUACAACGCAGCGCAUGCAAUGAUGAAUACAAUCAGUAGAGAAUGGGAAGACUACAAACGUCUUCAAGUGUCAGAAGAAGAGAAAAAUGUCAUUGGCCAAAAGCUGACUCAAAAGCAGAAUGCAUUCAAAUCGCUGUUCUUCAGAGCGCAUGCAUUCCGUUCAACUAUCAGAUCCAUUUCUGCAGAUAUUUCUGAUGAAUUCCAGCCUUCAAAGGCAACAGUAGCUCCAGUUCUUCGUGAGCUCUCUUCUUUAGGCGUUACGCCGGAAUACACUGUUAUGACCGGACACGUCGGCCAAUUUUUCUCAUUGAGGCCGAUUCAUGCCUGCAAAGACGCAUCAAUUCCUGAAACUGCCCAAAGCCGUCUUGUAGAAGAUAUCACCGUCCUCUCAACCGAUCAACUCAACUACACCACAAAACUACUUGUUCUUGCCAGACGUGCAUGCGACUGCGAGUUCCAGAAACGUAUUGAGCUCCAAAACGUGUUCAUUCUACUCUCAAAAACCAACAAGAAAGAUGACUUAAAACCAAUGUUUCCAGAUGAUGAAUUCGAUGAGUGA
Messenger RNA from Caenorhabditis briggsae, 1053 nucleotides. The record is from RefSeq and is a predicted model, not a curated record. The coding region runs from base 1 to 1053 and encodes 350 amino acids. Lineage: Eukaryota; Metazoa; Nematoda; Chromadorea; Rhabditida; Rhabditidae. The transcript has 5 exons.